Messenger RNA from Poeciliopsis prolifica (blackstripe livebearer), 4264 nucleotides. Its product is annotated as mucin-2-like. The record is from RefSeq and is a predicted model, not a curated record. Bases 7 to 1239 code for a protein of 410 amino acids. Lineage: Eukaryota; Metazoa; Chordata; Actinopteri; Cyprinodontiformes; Poeciliidae. The transcript has 4 exons.
UCUCUCAUGUAUAAGUCAUUUCACUUUGCAGGAAACGUCUAUCAGACAGACGGACAGAGCGAGCGGCGGCGUCCAACACGGACACGCAGACCUGCGUUGGACACGGAACACGUGGCACUGCUGCGGCGGAGAGAGAGAGAGAGAGAGAGAGAGAGAGAGAAAGAGAGAGAGAGAGAGAGAGGAAGAGAGAGAGAGAGAGGGAACAACAGCGGCAGCAGCGACUCUCCUUCCUCCAGUCCCUCCAGCCACGCGUCCACAGGAGCUCCUGCUGGUGAACCAGACCCGCUCCAGACACCCAGCCGCGCGGAUCCUCCACACGCUGGAGGAAAGUCUUCCACCGGACCGCGAACGACACACAGCGCGAGGGAGGGAGGGACGUCCUGCCUGAGACGCUUUUCAGAGAAAGCGAUACUCAACUCCGCUCGCUUUCUUUCUGAAGAGGUGAUGAUGAUGAAGAUCGAGAUGAUGGAGGCCAAACUCUGGUUUGCUCUUUGCGCGCUUUUGCUCGUCAACAUGGGGUCCGCUAAUGAAGCUGCUAACACGACGACUGCGCAGGCGCCUGAACCGACCAAGAAUGAGACCUCAGUGACUCAGCUGCCAUCAGUGUCCCCUGCUACUUCCAACCAUUCCACUGAAGCCCCUGAAACUGGAACCAACGCCACAAACACGACGGGAACUUUCUCCACAUCCGCGCCACAUACGACUCCGUCUUCACCGAGUCACACCACACCUUUACAUGACGCUCCAACCUCUUCUACGCCUUCAAACAGCUCCGCUCAAAAUGAAACCUCCUCCCCCGCUUCUGUCUCCACAUCUAACGCCACGACGACGGUAGCGACGGCUACAGCCGCUGGCACGUUUCCCGCUUCGCCGUCCAACGCCACGACGUCUCGAGACACCACCCCUUCUCAGCCGUCCACAAAUGCUAAUCAGUCCAGCUCUGCAACUACUAAACCCACCCCAGUCACCACCACCACGGCGCUGAUGAACAUCACCUCCACCCAUGCAGAGAGUUCACCCCAGCUCACCAUGCAGGGCAGCAAAUCUCAUGACUCUCCCGGACUGGACCCCCUUCUGGUCGGCUUGGUGUCGGCGUUCAUCAUCACUGCCAUCGUCAUCACGCUGCUGCUCUUCCUCAAGUUCCGCCGAAGACAAAGCGGACCACAGUUUCACCGGCUGCAGGACCUGCCAAUGGACGACAUGAUGGAGGAAACACCCCUGUCCAUGUACAGCUACUGAAGGCCCAACCAGAGUCUUUUCUGCUCUCCAAACCAGGACAGUAAAUGCUGUGGUUGUUGAACAGAAUCUUCUUAAUUAGCACCAAACAGAAAUCCACAUGGGUAGCAGUAAGUGUAUGCCGGGAUUGCUUUUACUUACCCAGAUUAUCUGGACACUUAGCGGACACGGACCUAAUUUAAAUGGAAGUUUAACGAUGAAGACAAACAGCCAGGAGGAAUUCCUUUGGAAAGUGGGGUGUGGUUUGUGUGUGAUUUUUAUUUUUUAUUUUGAAGCUGGGGGGGAGGGGAGCUAUCUGUACAUAUAAAGUUUGAGGGUGUAAAUAUUGUUAUGCCCUUCAUGUGGUUGAUAAAAGGUAAAGCAGAAGGAAACUGCUUUCGGUCCCAUCAGUCAGUGACGCUCAGACCCAGGCUGACGUGAUCGUGACGCUUCGUUGGGUUUAAGUCGGUACAGACAGGAAAAGGAGAGAGGGAGAGACCCUUCUGAUUUUUCUGUUAAGAAAUCUGCACUUUACUUUUCAGGGGUAAGUGAUGAGGGAAAGCAUAGAUAAAUUUUGAUUCUGGGGAAUAUAAAAAAUUGAUUUUGUAAAUAGGUUGUUGACAUUGUGCUUUUAAGUGUUUUGUUUUUGUUGUUGUUGUUGGUGGGUUUUCAGAUUUGUGUCUGUCAGUUGCAUCCCAGUGAGGAUCAUUAUAGCAGGGAUUAGUUAGUGUUUGAUUUCCAUGAGACUGAAGGUUCUGUUGUCCUCAGGCAUUUAGUCCGGAGUGCCUUACACAUUUCAGUGGAAAGCCUUCCUUGAUUUCUCAAUUUAUUUGUUGGAUGAACAAAAUUAAUUUCCAGGUUUUAGCAAUUAUCGUGUUAACACCCAGCCAAAGUAAUGAAGCCGCACUCUACACUUGCUGCAGGUCUUCAGUCAGCACCAAUGGAAAAUAAAGGUCAGACGCUUAUUGUUAGCAUUGCACAUACUACUGAUGUUGAUUGCCAACAUAUAUAGGGCAAAGCAGUCUCCAUUCAACUUCAGCACAAAUUUAUAACAAGUGGAGCCACUUGGCAGCAUGUUGUUUUAAGUUCAGAGGUAUUUUGUAGAUUUUUUCUGUACAUAAGCCAUAUUUUAUGCAAAUAUUCAAGUGAAAAGGGUGAAAAUGUGCAUUGUCUCCAGUCAGGGAUGGGCUGGUCAUCUGUACUUCAUAUCAUUUGGUUUCUAAUACCUUAUGGAUCUGAAAGUUUCAUGAUAAAGUAUCCCCCUUCCCCACCUAUUGCUUCACAAUGCCAGUCGCACAUUUCCUUCUCUUACCAAAAAAAUAAAAAAAAAGUAGCAUCUUGUAAACCUUUCUGGUAACCACAAACACAAACGGUCAUAGGUUGAAAGCUAAAGGACAGAGCACCUGGCACUUGGAUGAUGUUAUAAAUUGAUUUUGAAUUCAGGCUUGACAUUUCAUGAGACUGUUUUAAUUCUAGGUUGUCGUAGAGAAAGUCGUACUGAGCCAUGCCUAGUUCCGAUGCGGAAUCAAACCCGACGAGUCUGAACUCGGUUUUUGUUUCAUUGUAUGUUUGCAGGAACCACUGACUGACUCCAUGAAAACGCAGCAGAAUUGUUGAAUGUGCAAGUUACACGUAUUUGUUUUAAAUUGUACAUAUUCAUAAAGCAAUGUUACAUUUUCCUGACGUUAGCUUAUUUUUCAGCAUUUCAAUGGUGGAAAUGGUCUCUGUGUGGCUGAGGCUGCAGGUCUUUAAAUCCCACAGCAAUUUAUUCAUGGAUCAGUGUCAUCAUCACGUGUUAAAUGAAUAUUUCUGCCAUUUAUAAGUCACCGAUUACUUUUUUUUAUGAUUAAAGAUGUUUUUUUUUUCCUCCCGUGUCAGACGUCUGCCAUCGACAACCUCUGACUUCAGCAGCACCAACAGAAACUCUGUGAAAACAUCUAUUCGUACAUGCUGCAACACAUAAGUUGAUCUCUUGUUUUCCUCUGAAACAGACAUUUGCUGUGGGCGAAAACACAAAACGCUCACAGAGACUCCCUGCAUGCCUGAGUGCUGUUUCACACUAGGCACACUGAACAAUAAAGGGCAGCUUAGCAUAAAAUAUGAAGAAAAUGGGUUUUAUUCAUGCAACAUCAUGGAACUUCAGAUAAAAUGUGACACUUUUUUUCAAACAAUAUUUGCGACAAACCGAGGGUGGUGUGUACAGUGCUGGUUUAGAUGUUUUAAAACGCCUUAAAACAAAAUCAUCUGUUCUUGCAGAAUUGUAAAAUCAUCCUGGAAGUUGUAGAAAAUCCAGUCCAACAGAUUUUAAUGGCAACCAUGUUGUUAAUACUUUUUAUACAACUUCCUUCCUCCUAUAUGACAGCGCUUAGUCUAAUAUCUAACAUUUCACAAAUAAGGAGCAUAAAGAGAGAUGGAUCUUUGACUAUUCCUCUCCAUACAUCAGUCAGUCUCUUGCUCAUGCUUUUUUAUUAGAUAUACCUUCUUUACCUCCUGGGUGUGAUGGCAUUUCAAAUAUCGGUUUUCAUCCAGGCUAGUGGCUCAACAAAAAAAGAUUUCCAGCUGGAUUUGUAAAAUGCUUGGGGGAACCAAUCGCCGCCGCCGCCUCCUACGUGAAGAUCCUCCUCAGAGCUGCAGUUUCCAAGCCGACCACCGGGUGGCCCUCCCCAGAGACACCCCCACUCAGCUCCUCCAGACUAGCCACAAACAAUCAGCAAGCAAACACCUGGUGGAAGUGCAUAUCUGCUGGACUUGUUAUAUGAACUAUUUCUCAGUCUAAUGCUUCCAUGAACGUCUGUGAAUGCUUGACAGAGGAACGUUGUUGUGUUGGCCAGCUUUAAAGCAGUUUUGGGAAGAGCAGCAGCUUCUUAAAGAGACAAGGGCGCUAAAUUGAAAAGUCAAAUUUCUUAUAGGUCAUAUUGGUGGAGACAGUGUAUUUAUAACAACUGAAAGUGACAUAAUUACUUGAUAGUGCUAUAAAAUGACACUAUGUGCUUGGAAAACCCACAAUACUUCCCCUUUAAUUAAAGAAAAAGCUUUUUUUUAUUUUCAA